AUGAGACCAGUCCUGCUGCUGGUCUUCUUCUUUGUGGGGACCGACGGGUUCCGCGUCAGAGGAGGACGGGGACGCUUCAGGGGAAGCUAUGGGCCGGACCUGGUUCUGGAUCCGGACCUGUCGGCGGUGUUCCGCCGGGUGGAUCCGCGCUUUCUGUCCGUCACCAUCGACGCAAGUCUGGCUUCAGAGGAGAGGUUUAUGCUCCUGCUGAGAUCUCAGAAAAUCAGAACUCUGGCCAAAGCUCUGAGUCCAGCAUUUUUAAGGUUUGGGGGGACGAGUCAGGACUUCAUGGUGUUCAACCCUCAGAGAAGCAGACAGCUGGAUGCAGGUCUCACUGCACAUGAGUCCUGCAGCGAUGUACGGCUGCCCUGGUGGCUGGAGAGCAGGCUGAAGGAGGACUGGACUCUGCAGCAGCAGAUCCUCAUCAAAGAGCAGCAACAGAGGAAGUACCGGAGAGUCCACUUCACAGAGCUCACCGUGGACGUGCUGCACUCCUUCACCAGCUGCUCCGGCUUGGAGCUGAUCUUCGGCCUCAAUGCUCUGCUCAGGACGGCUGACAACAGCUGGAACAGCAGCAAUGCCCUCUCUCUGCUGCAGUACUGCGAGUCCAAACAAUACAACAUGUCAUGGGAGCUAGGAAAUGAGCCAAACAGCUACGAGAAGAAAGCAGGGAUUCGGGUGGAUGGGUAUCAGCUCGGACUGGAUUUUGAUCAUCUCAGACAGAUGAUGUUGAAGUCCAAACUCUACCGGAACGCCGGGCUGUACGGGCCGGACGUGGGCCAGCCCAGGGACCACAGGGUGGACUUACUGAAGAGCUUCCUGCAGAGCGGAGCUGAGGCUGUUGAUGCCUGCACCUGGCACCAUUAUUAUGUGAAUGGGAGAGACACGUCUUUAAAGGAUUUUCUGGAUCCUGGUGUUCUCGACUCUCUAGCCUUAAAGAUCAAUGAAGUCCUGCAGACAGUCAAGCAGGUGUCUCCAGGGAAGUCAGUGUGGCUCGGAGAGACAAGCUCGGCCUUUGGAGGGGGAGCUGCAGGACUGUCAGACACAUUUGCUGCAGGAUUCAUGUGGCUGGAUAAAUUAGGUCUGGCAGCCAAACUGGGCCUGGACAUCGUGAUGAGGCAGGUGUUGGUCGGAUCUGGGAGUUACCACAUGAUCGAUGAUGAACUGGAUCCUCUUCCUGAUUAUUGGCUGUCAGUUCUCUACAAGAGACUCGUUGGACCAGAGGUUUUGCAAAUACAAACGGUCUCUGGUUUUGGUCGAAGUAAAAGAGUGAGGUUGUAUCUGCACUGCGCUAACAAAAAGAGCUAUACAAGAGGAUCUGUUGUGCUGAUAUCAAUGAACCUGAGUAAGAAGAUGAUGAGGAUCUCAGUUCCUGCUCUCGUCUCCAGCAGCACAGUGGAGGCUUUUGUCCUUCAGUCCAACCAACCAGGGGAAGAGGGACUCUGCUCCAGGUGGGUGAAACUGAACAGAGCGGUGUUGAAGAUGGUGGACGAUAAAACUCUUCCCGACCUCAGUGGAGUGCGUCUUCCUCCAGCUGAGCACCUGCAGCUUCCUGCAUACUCUCUGGCUUUCUUUGUCUUCUUGGACGCCCAGGCGGUGGCCUGCCACUGA
Messenger RNA from Nematolebias whitei (Rio pearlfish), 1611 nucleotides. RefSeq names its product heparanase (gene hpse). Gene Ontology annotation, molecular function: hydrolase activity, acting on glycosyl bonds. The coding region runs from base 1 to 1611 and encodes 536 amino acids. The record is from RefSeq and is a predicted model, not a curated record. The transcript is spliced from 12 exons. NCBI's taxonomy places the organism in Eukaryota, Metazoa, Chordata, Actinopteri, Cyprinodontiformes, Rivulidae. Gene Ontology annotation, cellular component: membrane; extracellular matrix.